CGUAUUCUGACUGACUGUACCUCUGCGUCUGCCGCACGUUCGAGGCACCUUCACUUUUGCUCCUCCUCCUCGUUCUCCACUGCAGACCAAGCAUCACCAGCUCUUCCUUUUUUCUCGGCCCCUCCUCCUCCGCCGCCGGCGAGCUCCUCCGGCGACCAUGGAGAAGAACCCCUGCCAGUGCUGCUGCGGCUUCAUCUUCACCUGCGGGCUCUCGGCUCUCUUCCUGUGGCUCACGCUGCGCGUGUCCAAGCCCAGCUGCUCCAUCCGCCAGUUCUACCUCCCGGCGCUCAACAGAUCUUUGGACCAACCCACGAACGCCACCAUUUUCAUGAACGUGAAGCUGAGCAACGGCAACAAGGAGAAGGGCAUUUACUACGACCCCGUGAACCUCACCGUUUUUUACUACGGCGAUGCGAAUCGGACCAAGUGGUUCCAGACCAUUCCUAAAUUUUACCAGGGGCACCAGAAGACGGCCAAGAAGGAUGCGAAUGUGGCGACUUCUGGGGUGAAUUGGACGGUUGUUGUGGCCAAGAACGAGUCUUCGGUCUUUAGGGUGGAUUUGGCCACUACAGUGAGGUUCAAGAUCAUGGUUUGGAAGACCAAGAGGUAUAAGGUAAUAGUGGGUGCUAAUGUGACUCUCAAUGAUCAGGGUGCUAAGGACACCGGCAAAAAGAACAAGGAUGUCAAACUAAAGUCCGGGGUGGGUAAGAAUUUAGGGGGUUGUUUCUUUUGGCAGGCGGGGACUUCUGUUGUUGCUUUAGCUUUGAUUUUGCUUGACUAAGGGCUGAGUCGGACUCUCCCUUGUGUGAGGAAGGUUGAGAAUGGGAUUAAUUUUCUGGUAUUCCUGGAUAGUGGGCAGUGCUGGUUAGUGUUUGCAUUAGAAAUGAGUGCUGGUUAGUGUUUGGAUUUGAAAUGAUUUAUUUAAUGGAAGAGUUAAAAAAAUCAUUGGUUUGGGAUGGUUUCGUUGAAUGAAGAUUUGGAUGAAUUAUGGUGUUUGGUUCUUAUGAUAUGUAGACCUUAUCCUUCAUUACAUUGAGUUCUUCGGGCUUGUUCA
Messenger RNA from Eucalyptus grandis, 1054 nucleotides. RefSeq names its product protein NDR1. The transcript has 2 exons. Gene Ontology annotation, biological process: defense response to other organism. The record is from RefSeq and is a predicted model, not a curated record. Lineage: Eukaryota; Viridiplantae; Streptophyta; Magnoliopsida; Myrtales; Myrtaceae. Bases 158 to 781 code for a protein of 207 amino acids.